AUGACAAUCAUCGUCUUCCUCAUCGACAACAGCGGGUCCAUGGCCUCUAAGACGGUCAACGGGUUGAGUUAUAUGGACUUUGCGAAGCAGUUUGUAGAAGGAUUUUUGAAGGUAUGGGAUUUUUUCAUACGUUAUGUAGUUUUAGGUAUAUCAUGGUCGAUUCUUGACGCUUGUCUCUCAUUUUUUGGAUGAACAAGCUUAAGAUAUCAGUCUUCGAUUUGCUAGAAAUAGAUUUUGAUUACUUUUGUUAGAUUUUGAGUUUUGAAGAUAUUAAAGUAGGCGUUUUUUCAGCAAAGACAACGUGAUCCGAUCUCAAAAAAUGACCGUUAUAUGCUCAUGGGCUUUGAAGAAUAUCCUUUUAACGUUAAAGUAAGUUAGUGAUUUUGUUUUUUGUUGAGUUUUUAGGCUCCCCGCGGAGGUAUAAUUUUAUUCUAUUUGUUAUAUUGUCGUAGAUAACAAAAAUUUACUGUGUAACGUAGACAACUCAGUUCUGUAAAAUUAUGGAUUUGCACUGAAUUUUGUUUAUUUUGUGAUGUAAUAUGUUGUCUUAAGAAGCAAUAUGGACUUUCUUGUUCGGUAGCUUGUCCAACAACACAUUAUAUUAUCUAAUAUUGUUUUAUACCUAAUCCAUUUUCAGUCCGGUUGGCGAGAAGCGCAAAGUCAUUUUAACGAACAAUUACGACAACUCAGGCCUUCUGGAUCUUCCAGCUUUGUUGAAUCUCUAUAUAAUGCUAUAAGAUUUGUUAAUUUGAACCGGGUUCAAACGGGUAUUGAAAACUACGGGUAUGGACGGUAUCCAUCAUUCUCGGAGCCGGUUGUUUUUAUUGCUGUUGUGGAUUACAACAGUGUUGAUAUCUCAGAAGAUUAUGUAGGUUUUCGUGUUUUUAUUGCGGUGUAUUAGGUAUGAGAUUAGAUGUUAAAGGCUUUGAAAGCGAUCUCUUGAGCUUAAAACUACAUUUAAACCUUGUUAUAAGUGUUUAAGUAGUAAAAGCAAAAUUUUUAUGCUAAAAAAUAAUGAAACAACGUAUUUCAGGUAAAAGACGGGUUUCCAACGCUUCCACAACCUCUGGGUGAUCUAACUGAUGAGCCUUUCCGAUGGGAUCAUCGCCUUUUUGUUGUAGGACUUGACAUUCCGGGUCAUUCACCAAUACGAGAUUUAUUCGAAGGACUAGAUGAAGACGCAGAAGAAGAUGUUGUUGAUGAUUCUUUGAGCUUUUCUAGUCCUGAACUGAAAAGUUUUAUAUCUAGAAUGAAUGGUAAGCUAACUUAGCCACUACUAUAGUAGUUCAACACAUGUAUCUUAAUAAUUUUUCACAUAACUAUGAUUUUAAAGAAUAUUAUUAUAUUUUGUACGAUAUUUAUACUCUGUUUCCACAUUAAAUUGACUAAACUUUAGGUAAACUCUACCGAAUGAAAACAGCCAAAAACAUGUCGGGUAUAUUAGAUGCGGUGCUACAGAAAAUCCAGGUGAAUGGAGUAUUUGUGAGGUUGUCAAAGCAUGGUGCAGAUCCGCAAGCACCCAAAAAUCCGAUUCCAGAAGUGCCAAAAGAAACGUCAGAGCCGAAAACAGGAAUUUAUAUGGUUGAUGGCGAAGCUAAGGAUGAUUAUGUACCUAAAAAUGAACAGCGUAAGCUUAUGUUUUGCUAAAAUUAAGGCUUCAUAUUUUUAGGGGAACUAAAAGAGGUAUCUAAAAAUUCAUAUGGGUCAAAAAGUUUGUAGAAAGGCAGUUAUUUUCGUCUUUUUAUUAUUAAUGUUCGUUUUUAAUAAUUUUGUGGAAAAGAAAUUAAAAUAAAUAAUGAAAAUGGCAAGCCAAGUCGUAUUUUACUAAAAAAUUGUUACCUAAUACAAAAAAUUAAAAACUUGACUUUUAGCAUCAGAACCAUUUAAAGAAGAAGUAGUACAAGAGAAUGGCGACUGGAAGAAGAGUGUGGUACUAUUUCAUAGAGGUAACAAGGUACAAUCAAGUGGGCAAUCAGCUUGGCCCAUUCCUGAAGGCUUUUGGCCUGAUCAGACUGUGUAAGUUAAUAUUUUUGUUUAAUAAACUAUAAAAAAUGAGGAAUACUGUAACUUUUGUUAGUCAAAAUUUUGUUUUUAUGUUGUAGCAGAUGGAAACAAAAUUAUAAAAAGUUUUCAAAAAAUUGAAAAAAAUUUUAAAUUUUAUUAAAAACUUAAAUUUUAUUAUUUUCAGACUACAACUCCCACCCCGCAAGGUAUACCCAGAGAUCUUGUUCCGUUGCGAAGAGUCGGAACAAGUCAGUCUAGCCAACUUUCCUUUUGACAAGUACGAAGUCGAGUCAGGGCCUCUAACUGAACAUAUCUUGAGUCGACGAGAUCCUUCCUCUUGCUGGCAACUUUUUGUCAGCAACUCCUACAACAAACCGGGUAUUGGGUUUCCGUUCGGGUACAUCAAGGCAGCUUCUAACCUACAAAGUGUCAAUGUCUUUGUGUUUCCUUACAACUACCCACUACUGUUCGCUAUUCUGGAGGAAAGUAAAGAUGAAAGGUUAAGAGGGACAGACGAGUUCAAACAGAAGUUGGAGAGGUAUUUCAGGACGAUACCUAGCUACUAUGUUGUGGUAGGUUUGGAUAUGAAAUUUUUGUUUAAAUUUUGAAAAGUUGGGGGGGGGGAUUGUUUUUUUUUGGUUUAAUGAGAAAAGAAUGGCGCAUUUAUUAGUUGAUGCAAAAAAAAUGGCGCGUUUUGAAGUUGAAGCAGAAAAAUUGUUUAAAGGAUGUCUUACGAUUGAACUUUUUGUUCUAUAUUGCACUAGAUGGCCUUAAAACUUUUAAUGUCAUCACUUUCAGCCUCUAAGAAAAGUUCUGGUCAAGUACCCGAUCUCUCACCCCUUACUUGACGAUGGAAAACCCUUCCAUUUCCUUCACUUCUCGGUAAUGCAGUCCUUUAGUAAGGCCAAAACUCAAGGAAAAGAAGACUUUGACAAGACUUGUGGUGAGAUUCAGAAAAUGGAGAGAAGACCCUUUAUCUCCGCUAGUAUGGCACUACCUAUGGCUACUGUAACAAGAACAACGUUGCCGGAUACUAUUGCACAGAAGAAAAUAGCACUAUUGAGUAGUUAUAAACAACAAAUUCAGCCACUAUAUAAGGAUGUUACGGUAGGUUUUGGGGUGGCUUACCGAAUUUAAAGGGAGGUUACUAUAAGUUCUGGCUUAGAUAGAAGGAAAAAGGUAUUAAUUACAAAGAUUUAUAUGAGUGACGUGUUUCAGAUAGCCAUAACCGAAACCCGGAUCUCAAAAGACACUGCCCAACGUUUUUUAAACCCAUAUCUAAUCGAAAGAGACGACAUUAUCGACCAGUUAGAGAAAAUGCGAGUCAAUCUAGAACUCAACUUCACAAACUCAUCUAUCCCAGCACUAGAAGGUGGUGUACCAGGCCAAAGGAUACGAUUACAACAUGCUGAAGAUCUGCAUGCUCAACCAGUUCAAAAGAUGGGCGAUUUCAAUUUGUAUGCAAAAAGAUUGGCAGAAAUUGGCUUGGCACCAUUGAGGGACUUUGAACCGCCUCAGGCAAAGCCUCACGCUUUUGGAAAUCCAUUCAAAUUGGACAAGAAAUCCAUGGCUAUUGAUGAAGUGCCAGCUGAUCUGAACGAAGGCCCAGACACGGCUCAGAUGCUACAACAAGAGAAGGAAAAGAACGAGAAGAGUGAUAAGAACGGGAAGGAGAACAGAAAGAGGGCGGCUUCAGAGCCAGUCAAUGGAGCCACGCCUUUGAAAAUGCCGAAAAGGAGGGUUGGGCCGAUCGAUCAGAAUACUCUGAAUAGGUGGAGGUAAGGAUUGGGGUGUUAUAUUUUAUUAAGAAAGCUCGGCCUUGAUGCUAGGACCUGGUCUAGAGAUAGAGGUAAAAUUUUUUUUGUAGAUAAGGAAGGGUAAGAGGUAUUUUAUAUAAAGGUAUGAAAAAAAGUAAAGCGAGGAUUGCUUACCUUUCUAAACUUAACAACCAUAAUUUCCAGAAAGCGUCGAAACAAUGGCUUAACAGACUCCGACGCUUCAUCCGUCGUAUCAGACGUCGGCUACAUCAACGAUCUGGACGAUAACAACAGUUUUGCACAGCCAAAACGGCUACGAUACGCUGAGUCAGAGCCUGGAGAUGUAAAUUUAAUGAUUUGUGAAGAUGAAGAUGAAGAACAAGACCGUCAAAUCAUCGAAGAAACUCCAAAAUUUAUGGAAAUAGAAACGAAUAGCAUGGAUUAUAAUGAAAAAGAAGAAAAGAUUAAGAACAAAGAAGAGAAAAUAAGCAAAAAAGAUGAAAACAUAGGCCAAAAUGAAGUGAAAACAAAUGAUAAUGCCUGGAGAAUACUUGAAACAGAUAGGAUAUUACCGGAAAACGACAAAAGAGUAGCUGAAAUAGAAAGAAGAAUAGCGGAGAAACAACAAAAAGCGAUCGAAUUGGGCAAGAAAAUGGCUGAAAAGGAUAGGAAAACAAACCAAAAAGACAAUAAACAAACUGAAGGUCAGAAAAAGAAUGGCAUUGAUAAUGCAGUAGAAUCAUCCUCAUCUUCAGCAUCAUCAGAAGACGAAGAAGAUCGACAAGAACGGCUCCUGGACGAUUGUUUCGACAACGGGAAGCCUAACAAUGGUGUAGGGAAGAAACCAGUUAUAAAGGUACCAAUCACUACAUCUGACUUACCAUCAUGUAGCAAGGAUCCAGAAGUUUUAGUUUCACCAAAGAAGGCAGUUUCGUAUGAGGAAGAUACACCUAGGUUGAGUAGGAAUGAAGAAUAUCAAAUGAAGGCGUCGAUCAGGAUAGCGAUCAGGAAUCAUAGUAGAUGUAGGUUUUUGAAGUCUUUGAUAUUUUAAAAAAAGUACAGUAUUCCACUUUUUGCGGUGUUAAAAUUUCAUAAUAUUAAAAAAUUGAUAAACCUUUGUUAAUAUACUUAAAAAAUUUACAUUUUCAGCCUUUGACUCCUACCAAACCAUCCUAAAAUGCACGAACAAGUGUUCAGUACGAGAACGCUUCAAAAUGCUUCAAUUUGCCAAAAGCGAAUCGACGAUGCAUCGACUGGUCGAAGUGGAGCGAAAACUCGACCAAGACCUUCAAAACCUAGCUCAAUGUAUUCAAUUCGACGACGACGUUAGGCAGUCGCUGGCCGACUCUCACUCUUUAUCUUCUUCUACAGCUGAUUCCGAUGAAUAUCUGACCGAUUAA
Bursaphelenchus okinawaensis is the source of this 5161-nucleotide messenger RNA. Lineage: Eukaryota; Metazoa; Nematoda; Chromadorea; Rhabditida; Aphelenchoididae. The record is from the annotation of a GenBank genome assembly.